Messenger RNA from Symbiodinium natans, 573 nucleotides. Lineage: Eukaryota; Dinophyceae; Suessiales; Symbiodiniaceae. The record is from the annotation of a GenBank genome assembly.
AUGAUGAUAUUAUUUUGUCUCACGCGUAAACGUAUGGCCGAGGCUGCGCGUGUUGCGGCAGGAGUUCAUCCAGAAUUCGAGCCGGAAUAUGAGGAUGAUGCUUUUAGUGGGGGAUUAACUUCCCAUGUGCUGCGUUCCUUCCAGGAGGAAAUCCGCUUGGCUGCUGAGUUCGGCUUGAGAUAUGAUCUGGAGCAGUGUACUCUUUAUUUGCUUUCCGGCGAACAUUUUCGUGGGGAUGUCUCUGGCUUUCAGGCUUUGGGCGUUCGGGUGGUCACGGGUCUUGAUGUCCAGAUCUUGAAAGCUCCGGUUGGAGACAACGAGGAUUUCUUGCGAGAAUUUUGCGAAGAGAAGCAACACUUCUUCGAGAAUCAAUUUCAAGCUUUGGAGACGUAUCUAUAUAAAUAUGAGGCCUUCCAUUUGCUCCAGCAAUAUACGGGAUUCGGCCAGUUGAAUUAUUUGGCCCGCACUAUUCCCCGGAACUUUUUGUUUGACUUGUGCGAAUGGUACGAUGCGCGCUUCAAGCGUUGCUUUGAAAGUAUCUUGGGACAGGCGGUUCCUUCAGUCGCGUGGUAA